Molecule: messenger RNA, 732 nt
Organism: Corylus avellana
Lineage: Eukaryota; Viridiplantae; Streptophyta; Magnoliopsida; Fagales; Betulaceae
Product: ethylene-responsive transcription factor ERF109-like
Biological process (GO): regulation of DNA-templated transcription; ethylene-activated signaling pathway
Molecular function (GO): DNA binding; DNA-binding transcription factor activity
Source: RefSeq, a predicted model, not a curated record
AUGACCUCUCCUGGGAUAUAUCGCCCUGUGUCGGAGGAAGUGGAGCACGACAUCAUGGUGUCAGCUCUCAAGCAAGUGAUCAACGGCGGCAUUGAUGGUCUCACCCAGGAUUUGCACCUUCAAAUGCUACCACCCGCCGCCCAGAAUGACACUUCAGCAUCAUUCCCUUCAAUUGGAGCCAGCGUGGAUGCUGACGCGUGCCCAGUAUCCAGGAUUAACUGUCCGGGGUGCGAUCUCUUCCUCCCCAUUACAGAAAGCAACGAGAAGAAGGACAAAUCGUCGACAGCGAUGACGACGACGAAGAAGAAGUACAGGGGAGUAAGGCAGAGGCCGUGGGGGAAGUGGGCGGCGGAGAGAAGGGACCCGAGGCGAGCGGCGAGGGUUUGGCUGGGGACGUUCGAGACGGCGGAGCAGGCGGCGAGAGCAUACGACAGGGCUGCAUUGGAGUUCCGCGGAGCCAGGGCGAAGCUCAACUUCCCAGAGUCGGACUACGGGGAGACAAGCCAAAGCGCAGCCGCAGAGGAGGCUAAGCCAAACGUAGGGGAAGGGGCGGAUGAGUCGAAGAGCAGCAAUACAGUGAGUGUGGAAGUGGGAGAGAGCUCUAAGGAAGAGAAUGAAUUCUGGGAUAAGUUCACUGAGGACGAGCUUAGAGGGAUGAUGACGGAUUUGUAGCAUUCGCUUUGAGAAUAAACAAAACUUGAUAAAACGGAGACGUAUUAGCAUUACAGUAUA